AAUUGAUAAAUAUGAACAAGCCAACCAAACUUCACCGCUUCGAUUGAUUGACCUGAACUCUAAAGUGUUCAAGGAUAGAUUUAACGGAUUAUUACAGAUUCUUUAUUUAUUCGAGUACAACUUAGGGGAACACGCAAACUAUUUACUGUCGCUGAUCGCCUGUCUUGAAACCAUGGAAGCCAAACGUACAAAGCGAAGAUUAUGGAUUCCUCAUCUUACUUUAAGAAAAUACUUUAGAUCCACUGAUGUUAAUCCUAGUAUGGGAGGACCUGUAGGCUCUGUACCUGGUUCUAAUGGGGCAGCAGGAGGAGGAGGAGGCGGCGGCGGAGGGGAAGCAAACCACGAAAUGAGCACCGAUUUAAAUCUGACUCAAACAAUGAGUCGACACGAUAUGUUGAACAAUUACGUCGAAGAUGUUGAACUGGCUGGCUCAAGAAACCAGAAAGGUACUUUAUUCUCUCGGGAUCCAGAUAUCAACCCUCCUGAAACUGCGUUUGAAAGAUUCUUUUACAAGGUGCAUAUUUAUUCGCAAUGGAUGUCUAGUAUCGAUGCCAUGUUUGCCCUGAAAACAUCUGCCGGAUUCGUUUUGCUCUCGUUGCCUGCUUUUUUACCUCAAAGUUAUGCUUGGUUUUUUGCUCAACAUGGACAAUGGGCUACCGUCACCUUGAUGAUGUGGAUGUUUCCUAUGGCUGGCAUGUUUGCUUUUACUAUUAUUCUUCGAAUUUUAGGAACAGUUCUCGGUGGUGUUGCGGGUAUUAUUAUUUGGGAGAUUACAAGAGGAAAUCCAUAUGGGCUAGUCAUCUUGACUUUUUUUGUCAUGUGGCCAUUGUACUAUGUCUUCUUUACUAAUCAAGUACUGAAUAUUGUGGCUAUUAUGACACAAGUUACUCUCAUGUUGGUUAUUUGUUAUGAAUAUCAAUUUAUAGCUAAUGGUGUUGCUGUCCAUGACUCGGUAGAGAUGAUUGCAGGAAAACGAAUCUUACUUGUGCUGAUUGGUGUUGCCGCUUCUGCUAUUCUAUCCAUGAUCCCAAAGCCUGUGACAGGCCGUGUCGAGCUUCGUAAACGACUUUCGCAAACAAUAGCUGAUAUGAGCAAGUUAUACGCUAUUUUGAUCGGUGAUCUUGUGACAAUAUAUGAAAACAACCGAGACCCCACACCCGGACAAACCAAAGCAUUCAAGAAAUUAGCACUAGGGAUCCGUCGACAGAUUGCAGACGAACAAAUGUUUUUAAAAUUAAGCAAGCUGGAACCGUCGAUGCGAGGUAAAUUUCCUGUGGAAGUGUAUACCCGUCUUGUUGAAAAGGUGGACAAUAUGUCAGAUUUACUUUUGGGAAUGGCGUAUGCGUCUAAAUCUAUCGACAGGUCAUGGCAGCGUAAUAUUGUGCAUGUCUUGAGACAGCAUCGUACAGAAUAUCUUGCAUCUAUUUUGGCCAUCAUGAAGCUUCUCUCAGCAACUUUAUCGUCUAAGAUGGCAUUGCCUCCAUAUAUGCUUUCACCAAAAGAGUUGAGAGAGAGACUAGCUCAAAGGUUGAGUCAGGUGAUUGUUGAAUCACCUGAUCACCUUGAUAUGAAUACUUUUCCAGGUUAUUGUGCUUAUGCUGUCAAUUCGUUCAAGUUCUCUGAAGAGCUGGGAGAGGUCUUGGAGUGCGUGGAACAGCUCGUCGGAGUAGAAGAUCCGGAACAAUGGCUUUUGAUUCAUGCUUAGGAAACUUUUUGUUGUAAAUACGGAGAACAUAUUCUCCCAAGACCAUCCGAGCCUUCAAAUUUUAAAUAAAGAUGUACAACAUCGCUUUGUCUUUUUUUCC
Messenger RNA from Mucor mucedo, 1805 nucleotides. RefSeq lists its product as uncharacterized. NCBI's taxonomy places the organism in Eukaryota, Fungi, Mucoromycota, Mucoromycetes, Mucorales, Mucoraceae. The record is from RefSeq and is a predicted model, not a curated record. The transcript is spliced from 5 exons. Bases 173 to 1705 code for a protein of 510 amino acids.